UACGUCUUCGGGUCACGCAGUAACCUUUCAUUCCUUGCAGGCGGCGCUUGUUCGGAGUUUUGAGUUGGUUGGUCUUUUGUGAUCUGACGUAAAUUGUGUUUACAUUGUUGAGUUUUCUUUUAUACUUUUGUUAUUAUUUAUUUAAAAAAACGACAUUAUACAUGUAUUUCUUAUAAUUACAUCCCAGAAAAUUGUUUUUUUCUAAUUAAUUACACAGCUGAAAAAAAACCGCAGGCCUAUUGUUGAAAACGAAUGUUCCGAAAACAUGGCUGAUUUUACUACAGCUCUGUCCGGAGAAGGCUGGUGUCUUUCAGAUGAAGGAAUUGAAGCCUGCACAAAAUCUGUGGACAAUGUUCCUUUUAACGACAUUAUCAGGAUUGCACUUAAUAGUGAUCUACGAUCAAUUGGCAAGCCAUUUCUGCCAAGUGAAAUUAACAGUGGAAGAGUGGAAAAGCUUGAAGGCCCAUGCAUUCUUCAAGUACAGAAAAUUAGAAACGUGUCAGCUCCUAAAGACAAUGAAGAAUCACAAGGUGCUCCAAGGAUGCUACGAUUGCAGAUGACAGAUGGUCAUACAAACUGUUUGGGAAUAGAAUUCAAACAUCUCUCCAAAAUAAGUUUAAACACCCCCCCUGGUACGAAAGUAAAGCUUCUGGGUACAGUGCAGAUAAAAAAUGGCUUUUUGCUUUUGGAUGACACCAGGAUUAUUGUCCUUGGAGGAGAAGUUGAUCAUAUGAUAGACAAAUGGGAGUUACAAAGGAGUUUAGCAAAACACAAUAGAAGUAAUAUUGGUGCAGAAGGUGGACCACCCCCGUUUGUGCCUUUUGGCCAGAAAUGUGUUAAUCAAGAGCAAGUGGACACCAGGGAGCUGGAUCAAAGGAAGACACUACAGGUUACAAAUAUUGUUAAGCCUGCAGAUGAAAAUGAUGAAUUUGAGAAGCAAAGGAUUGCUGCCAUUGCAGAAGUGGCAAAGAGCAAAGAGAUAAGAACUUUUGGAGGAGGAGGAAAUGCUGGAAGCAAUCUCAACACCAUUGGUGUAAGUUACAAAAGCAGAGAUACAUUCCAGAGAAAACGAGAGGAAAAGCCUGCAUGGACAGAAGGCCGCUCUGAAGGUGUUUAUCGAGAGUUGGUGGAUGAGAGGGCUUUAAGAGACAUAAUGGAAAUGGGUUUCAAUAAAGAAGCUGCAAGACAGGCUCUUAUGGAUCAUAGCAACAACUUGGAAGCUGCACUAAAUUUUCUACUAAACAGCAAUAAGCCGAAACCUGCUCAGGGACCUCUGCCAAGAGGAAAGGGGCGAGGCAGAGGGAGGACUAGACCAGAGGAUGAAGAUGAAUUGCUGGGUGGUAGACCGUCUGGCCCUAGUACAUUGUUUGAUUUCUUGGAGUCAAAGAUGGGUUCUUUCUCUAUUGAAGAACCAAAAAGCCAAUCUACACUGAACCAUCAGGCACAACAGAAUAAGAUAUUUUACCCAAGCAAAGACCAUUGUACAAGGGAACCCCAGGAACCCAUGCAACCAAAAUAUCCUCAAAGAAAUGAAGUGAGGCAUCAAAGAAACGACAGACCACCGCGAUUCCAAAAAGAUAAUCCACCCGCCAGGCCAGCUCAGGAAACGUCUGCCCCAUCAAGGUGGAGUGCUCCUGAAAAAACAAACUCUGUAGGGUCUGAAAAUAGGACUGAAGAGGGAAAGAAGGGAGGCCGAACUUACUCUACCAAUGUGAGGCAAAGAGAGCAUGCACUAUCAGGCACUUCCCCACAGAAUGAAAUGUUUGUUAAAAAGAGUCUAUGGGAUAAUACUAUGCAGAACAAAUCCAUGGAGUGCAGCAGUGAAAUGGACCUCAAAGGAAAUCCAAGUCGUGAUUACAAAAUAGAAGCAAAUCAUCAAAAGAGAGGAAAAUAUGACAAGCAGAGCACAGAUAAUUAUGAAAGAAAAUCAAAAGCCGUGGAUAAUGGGAACUUCUAUAAUUCACGAACAGACAGAGACACCAAUAUAGCAAAUGACUUUGGUACUGUUAGAACAGUUGUCAACACUCACAGUGUGCAAAAUGGAGAGUCGGAGCAUUCUCACCAUAAAAGAAGUGGACCCAUAAAGAAGCCAAGUACAAACUCUUUCAAUGAUCAUGAAAGCAAAAAUGCUUUUUAUAAUUCUGGACCUAAAACAAGGUCAGGGCCAAUCAAGUCUGAGAAAGCUUUUGAAACACCUUAUGUUUCUUCAGAGUCUAACCGUUUGCAGUAUGAUCAUUGGAAGCCAGGAGACCAGUGCCUUGCCCUUUACUGGGAAGAUAAUAAGUUUUACCGGGCCAGAAUCAAUGGAGUUCAUCCUUCAGGAACAACAGCAGUGGUUGUGUUCAGUGAUUAUGGGAACUAUGAAGAAGUGUUGCUCCAUAAUGUCAAGCCCAUUGAAGCUGAGACAUGGGAAGAAGAUGACGUGUAUUAUGAAAAGUCACUAGAGUACCGUGGAGGUGGGGAUGGGCAGCCAAGGCGCACAAGGCCUACACAAGAAUAUUAUCAGCCGCCUAGAGCUAGAGACUGAUGUGUGAGGAAGAAUUAAAGGUCGCUCAUUCAAAGAAACACUAAAAGAAGCACAACCUUAAUGCUGAAUAGAUCUCUUCCUCUAAAAUUCUGACACCGUUCUUCCACGUUUGGUUGAAGUUGUGUUAAGAAGUAAACAUUUUCAAGGGCUUUCGCAAAUGGUGGGUAAACUAACAAGGGUAAAUCAAAGACAAAGCACAGAGCUUUUUGUACAUGUAGAUGUGUAAGAGAGCGUUAAUAAAAUGCAGUGCAUUAUUGUGAUUCUUUGUUUUGUUUAAGUCAAAGCACAUAUAAUUGCAUUUCAAAUAUGUUUUGAAAAAUAAGUCUAGUUUCACUAAUACAAUGUGAAUCUUAAUUAACGGUGCAAGAGUGCAAUUGCUCAGGGUUAAAUGCCACUGUUUUUGAUUGGAUGAUACCACUUGGCUUUCUGUGCAAGAAUGGGCCCUGGGGGAAAACAGCUGAUUCACAGGGUAUUAACCAGUAGGGGUCGCUGAAACAUAAUAAGUUGAACAAACACCAAACAGACUACAUACCAUCUACACAAAACACGGAACGUGUUCCCUGGGUUCUUUAUAUACCCCCUCUGGAUAGCCCUGAGAAUGGCUAGAAGACUCGUAUCACAUUUACUGACAUGUGCUCCUUUCAGAAACUCCAAAUACUAAAAAAACAGAUAAAAUGCUAGUUUUAUUACAUACAAAUCUUGUAACUUUCCACUGCUUGAUGAUAAUAAUAAUAGUGGUAAAAUAGUGAUGAGGGGGCUCCCGAGUGGUGCAUCCAGUAAAGGCACUCCGUGUGGAGUGCAGGAUGCGCCCUAUAGCCUGGAGAUCGCAAGUUCGGGUCCAGGCUAUUCCACUGCCAGCCGUGGACGGGAGUUCCCAGGGGCAGCACACAACUGGCCGAGCAUCGCCUAGGGUGGGGAGGGCUUAGGUCGGCCAGGGUGUCCUCGGCUUACCGUGCUCCAGUGACUCCUGUAGACUGUCCGGGCGCCUGUGGACCUGCCUGUAAGCGGCUCAGAGCUUCGUAGACCUCCGACACUGUAGCUCUGAAGGGAGCUGCAUGGCGAGCCUGCAGAGUGAAAAGAAGUGGACGGCUGACAGCACACAUUUCGGAGGACGCGUGUACUCGUCUUCGUCUCUCCCGAGUCAGUGCGGGGGUUGCAGCGGUGAGCCAGGCUUAAAAAGAAUUGGGUAUUUCAAAUUGGGAGAAAAUGGGGUAAAAAAAAAAUAAAUAAAUUAGUGAUGAGGAGGGUUAGGAUGAUGACAGUACAAUAAGGGUAAUACAUUCUGAUUUAAAAAAGACACUUAAUAAACUCCUAUAAAAUAUUAUUAUAUUAUUUAGAUAGUACUGAGCAAAAGCAAUACCACAUGCUUACUUAACACAGUUAAAAUAACACUAUUGGGUGGUAUAAAAUUUACUUGAACUGGUCUGGUAUUUACAGCUUAUCAAAUGUUCACUUCAUCUUACAUGAAAUGUUACCUUUUAUUUUAGAAUCGGAAACAAAACACAAAAUAUAUAUAUAUAUAUUACUGCUUCAUAGUAGAGCUUUCUCUUCACAUGUUUGAAUCUGAGCGAUGACUUGUGGUAGGAAAUUGGUGUACGCUGCAUUUUACAGUACGCCCACAUUUUAUUUUAUUUAAAGAGGGCUGUAAAUAUCGGCUGCCCUGUCAAAACAGCUGGAAAUCUGCUGAGUCAAAAAAGCUAAUUAGAAAUGAUUGUAUGUGUACACAUGCUUAACAUACACACCUGUGAAUGAGUUAUAGUUUAAUUAUUGCAGUGCACAAAAACAGGCAGUGUUUGUUUUAAUGCACUCUUUAUUCAUAAUGUUCACUACAUAAGCAAUACGUAUAUUUUUUAUGUGUGUUGGUUUUUUGUUCUUGUUUUUCGAUUUCACUCUUUUCACUGUAGUGGUAUUUAAAACCUGUUGGGUUGUGUUUUACUGUCACAGAUGCAUUUAAAACAAACAGUACAGUACCCGUGGAGCUCAUCCCAAUGCUAAUUUGGCAGAAUCGUAUCAGGCUUCUUUCAGUGUCUUUUUCACAUGGCUAGUGGGUUUACUUUCCUCAACACGUUUUCACAAGAUGAUUUGUGGCUGUUGAAGGAGGUAUCAGCCUAAUGAACAACACAGUUCAGUAACAAAUUGCAUUUCAUCUCAGUGUUUUUGUCUGGAUAUUGUGCAGGCUUCAUGUGACUUGUUUCUGUCCUCUGUGUCUGACCAGUAGGCAGGUGUGUGUUUACAACUAGUGUUAAUUUCCUGACUUUUUGUUUUCUAUCCAGCUGGAUGGCAAUCAUUUGAACCUAACAUUGAGUAAAAUGAUCCCAGCUGUGUCCUGCCAGUGACUGGCAAUCUAUUGCAGAUUACAAGCAGCAGUGUAUGUGUGUUAAAUCUCCUACAUUGUGAGGCAGAGUAAAUAGACUCAAACAAGUGUAUUGAUUUACAUAUGCAUUGCAUUUUAUACAUUAUGUUUAUAUACUUGUGUGUGUAAAUUAUUUAUUUUUAUUUUGUUAUAAUAAACUAUCAUGCUGAUUUUACAGGAUAAAAUUAAGACAACAUAUGCAAAUAACACACCUGCCAUUCUGGACAAUGUCCAAGUUAACUGAAAUGAAAAUAAUUCUGAUGAACCAGGCCCUGGGCCAGUGCAAGAGCUCAUGUUCUGAAAUAAUGUUUCAUAAACCAUUGUAAUAACAUUGUCACAUUCCUAAGAAGAAAAAGAAAACAGUUAAAAAAAAAAAAAAGUGUUUCAUUUAUUAAGAUGACAGGGAGCAUGCUAAAGUUUUUGUUUUUUUAAAAUUUUCAUUAUGUAUGGUAUCAUUAUAAUCCCUUUUAUCUAUUGUAAAUAAUUUAUCAUAAAAUAAAAACACCCAACAACCCCCAGCAAUAAAUAAUUUAGCAUGAACAGGGCAAAAACGUAACAAAAUCAAUUUUAUAUCAACAAAUAUAGAGACCUGAAUACCAAAUAGGGGGCAUGGAACUGGUUCAACAAGAGAAAGACCAUGGUGUUGUAAUAGACACUGCUGUCAACAAACAGACAGCGUGAGGAAGCAGUCAAAGAGACACUGACACUGGAGAGAGUCCAAUGAAGACCAACCAGACUCUUUCCAGGGCUUAAAGGAAUGAGCUAUGAAGACAGGCUGGAAGAACUAGGGGGUGGGGUCAGUACUGCACUUAAACACAUACUUUUAAGUGCAGUACAGAAACCAGGACCAGAGGACACUGCUGUAAAUUAAGUGGAAACAGACUUAGAACAGAGGGAAGGAGACACUUCUUCACACACAGAGGUGAGGGGAUGGAAUGGGUUACCUAAUCAUGUUGUUGAGGCAGAAUCACUGGGAUCCUUUAAUAUCCAACUUGACAAAAGUUUUGAUAUAAGCUAGAAGGAACCGGGUGAGCUUAAAUGGGCCAUUUGUACAUUUUCUUAUGUUUCCAACCCCUUACAAGGAUUUUAUCAUAUUAUUCCCCAGUUGAAUCUGAAAGGUUUAUAGGAGACAAGGAGUCUGAUAAAAUGUUCACCAGAUAGGUAGAAGGGCACAAUUAGUGCAUAAGGAUCCACAUUUUGUAUGAGCACUAAAAAGUGGUCCAUACUAAAAACAGUACAGGAUUUUACAGUACAGUAAUGUAUGCUCACUGUAGGAAACAUUUCUAAGAUAAUUUUGGCUAAAUCAAUAUCAAUAUAUUUUUUAAAGAAUUGUAAACAUGCUUAUCCAGUUACUACUAGCCAAACAUCUAACAUCAUCUGACAGGUGGUAGUUAUUUAAAACUCCUCAUGCAGUGUGUGUUACUGCAAUUGGGACAUCAACGACUACUCAAUCCCAUGUCAACAAGCAGAACUGUACAUAGAGAAUUAGGCAGGAAACUUCUUUUUCCAGAAGUCGGCAUGGCAGAUUGUAGAUCAGGUGCAUCACACAGUGCUUCAAGAAACAUGAAUAAACCGGAACCUGCACUUCUGCGAUGGCCACAAUCCCCAGAUCUAAAUCAAUAGAGCAUCUGCAGGGUCGUCCGAUUCAUCAGUGGUAGCAGGCAUCAACAUCUCUGGCACUUUUACACACUGCACUGAUAGACGAAUGAAAUGCAUUCCACUGGUUCUACAGGAAUCUGCUCUACUGAGUGCACUGUAAUUCAUUUAGCCAUCCAUUUACUACAAUAAGGGAUGUAUCUGCACAAUUCACUAAAAUACAGUAUUUGUUAAAUGUGUUGCUAGCUUUUAAUAGCUGUCAUACUGGAGAAUUUUUAUGCUUGAAUAAAUGUCACAUUUUUAUUUCUCAGUGGAUGGAGGUUUAAUAUAUUAUGCUUUCUAUCAAGAGUGAAGAUAAAAUGCUUCUCUUAUUGAGACAGUAGAUCAUUUUAAAAUGUCUAUCACAGCUACCUCAUUAUGUGUUUUAAAUAAUAUGCCACAUAUUGUACAGUUAUCUGUGUCCUGCAUGAAAAAGUUUUCACAUUUUGUUAAUUUCACAAUUACGACUAUUACAGGGAGGGUUGUUCCAAUGCAGCAGCGUUAACAUUUCUGUAACUUAAAGGAAACAUGGGUGUAAAAUUAUUUUUGCAUCAUUUAUUUUUUAAGCAUUCUUAUGCAGUUACUCUGAUGUGCAAAAGGCAAUCGCAGUUGAAAGAAAUCGCCUCAAUCCUAAAUACCCAUGUUUAUUAAUACCGCUAUGUGUUUAUUCAAUCCCGUACUUGCUAAGCGUUAAUAAUAUACCUAAUAAUAAUUGCUAACUUUUCAUUGGAAAGUCAGUACAUAGCUGUACAGUAUAUUGGACAAAAACAAUGCACCAGCUGUAUGCAUUGUGAUUGGACUUUGGAUGUUGGCACUGGGUUAAGGUUCAGAACAACCAACAUCAAACAACUUUCUACAGGCUUAAAAUGUUGUGAAAAUAGUAUCUGGUUUGAAAAAAAAAAAAAAGAGCAAAAUAGUAAGUAACUGGUACUGAAAUAAUAAUAAUAAUAAUAAUAAUAAUAAUAAUAAUAAUUAUACUUUCUCUUCUGUCUAAAAAUUGGACUACACGUUUGUUAAGGGUAGUUAAUGCAAAAUCCACAGCUAGUUUUUAAAAUUAGCUUAAGUGUGAGUAGUGACCCUGCUAACUAGGGCUGAGUUAAAUUUUACAUUAUUUUUUUUACACAUUAUUUUUACAUACAAUUACCCAUUUAUACAGUUGGGUUUUUACUGGAGCAAUCUAGGUAAAGUACCUUGCUCAAGGGUACAGCAGCAGUGUCCCCCACCUGGGAUUGAACCCACAACCCUCCAGUCAAGAGUCCAGAGCCCUAACCAUAACUCCACACUGCUGUGGAGAUAUGGCAAUAGCAAAGAGCAUUGUCAUUCUGCAGUAUGUGACAUUUGGGAGGACCCCUUGUUUACUGGGAUGGUUACUGUCGCCAAUAGUUGAGUUUCUUGCCGCAUUUAAUUGCCCAUUAUCUUUAAAACUGUCUUGUAAUACUUAACACUGAGCCAAUGUUAUUCAAACAGAGGGUGCUUAUUUUUUUUUUUUUUUUGCUUUCAUAGAAAUGUGUGUAGUGAACAUGAGAAAUGAUGGCGGUGUUAAGCAAUAAAUGUUAAGCAUAUUUUUAGAUGUAUUUGCAUAUGUAAUUACAGUACUAUUAAUCAGAAAAUAAUUUCUCCACAAAUACAUCUAAAAAUACAGUGACUGUCUGAGCUUGUAAUUUGAGUCUUUAAAGCUGCAGAUAUUGCAGUUAACAAUAGCAAGUGGUCCUUCAACAUUUUAUCCCAAAGUGUCGAUUGUUAGUGAAAGCACUUGCUGCACCAGCUGUAAUGUUUUGUCCUAUGACAUCAGUGAACUUCUGUUUUUAAACAACUGUAGUCUGGAAGAGUAUAAUACUGAAAACCUUUUUUUUUUAUUUUUUUUUUUUUUAAAAACCUUUUAUUUAUAUUGUUUUUUGUAUUUUGUUUUUAGAAUUCACUGCCAAAAGAUCAUUAAAA
Molecule: messenger RNA, 8453 nt
Organism: Acipenser ruthenus (sterlet)
Lineage: Eukaryota; Metazoa; Chordata; Actinopteri; Acipenseriformes; Acipenseridae
Product: tudor domain-containing protein 3-like
Exons: 14
Coding region: 266-2527 (753 amino acids)
Cellular component (GO): nucleus
Molecular function (GO): protein binding
Source: RefSeq, a predicted model, not a curated record